GUGGUUAUUGCAUUUACAAGUCUCUAACAUGUGAUUUGAACAAAAUUAAUUUAUGUUUCCAAGGUGAACGUAAUUAAAUCAUAUAUGAUCUGCAUGAAAUUUACCAAUUUAGCACCUCUUAAAUUUAUUCUUGUUGAUAUGACAUGAUAAAAUCUAACAAGAGUGGUUAGCUGCCUUAAAGACUCGCGAUAUCACAAGAUCACACGUGAUUUUAACCACAGGAGACAGGAAAGCGCAUGGUUUGCUUCGCGGUCAUCUUGGAAAGGCUGUUGUGAAAUGGCUGCAAUGGUGAAACUCAGAAUCAUUUUCUCCGAAAAUGAUUCCCGGAGAUUGAUCCUUCCAAAUGGGAUGCCAGAGUCUGUCAGUGAGCUAGUUCAGCAGAUAAAGGGACAGUGUGGAGUUAAUGGGGACUUCAGGCUUCAGUUCAUGGAUGCAGAAUUUGGGAAUGAAUUCACCAACUUGGAGUCAAUGUCGGACAUCCAGGACAAAAGUACCAUCAAGGUCAUCUUUAGCUCAGUUGCACCUGUCGAGCCUGGUGAGCCACUGCUCCCUCUUUACUCAUCUGCUGCCACUUCCCGCACUCUAGAUGACUCCUCAUCCCUUUCAUCUCCUGGGAACUCAUUUGAUACAGACAUAUUGUCUUCUCCUGAAUCUACGUCCUCAAGAGCCACUGCAUGGCCCGAUGUCUUCCCCAUUCCCCGGUUCUCUUAUGAUACUCAACUACAGCUGGACAGGGCCAAUGCUACUUUCAAAGAAACUGGAGCUUUGUUGAAUCCUGAUCAUAAAAUUAAGUCUGCCAUUCUUGAUGGUUUAGCUGAAACAAUUGUUCAGUACAAGGUCUACCUCUCUGACAGGGAGUUUGAUGAGGUCGCAGAAGCUCUUGUAACAACCCAUCCAUGUUUGAAAGAGCCUGGUUCAGUCACUGGAUAUGGCGGAUGGAAAGCAAGCUUGAAGUAUAAACUUGCUAACUACCGAACUAAGCUUAGACGGCUUGGAUGCCCUGAAGUUACUGUGAAUUCCUUAAAACAUAAACCUGAUAGCAAAUGUACUCCUGCGUAUGGCGUGAAGAAGCCAAAAAAAGCUGAAGUGAAUUACUGCCCCACUUAUCCAGCUGGUGAAACUGCAGAGACACUAGAAGAAAUCAGAGUGGACCUCCUGUCAGAAGUUAAGAAAAAAAACAAUGACCAUAGGGUGGCUGCAAUGAUGGAGAAGACCUUGGCUCUCAGAAGGCAAGAGGUGAUACGUGAAGCACCGAUGAUCGCUGAUUUCAAAAUGAGGUGGCCAGCUCUCUUCCAUGUGUGUGAGGUGAGUGCAGAAUUCAAGAGGAUUACAACAAUCCAUUUGCAGUCCAAGUUCUUCUCCCAGCUGGAUAGUUAUUCGGCAAACCUUAUGAAGAUAUAUGCCAAGAAGGGUGGAAUACAAGGGCGAAAAAUUAAGACCAUCAUGGCACCUGCAACCCAGACUGCUGCUGUUGAAGUCAGAAGAGAAUGCAUCCUCAAAGGUCUUUGCGUGUACCUGAAUGAAGAUCCAGAGAAGCUGGUGAAGGAUUACCUGGACGUUGAUAAAAGCAUCGCCACUGCCAUAGCAGAGACAGUCUUUGGAAUCUGUGUCAUUCGAUCAGAGGGUGCGGAGCCUGGCGAUGACCCUCAGGAUGUUAUGAUUGUUCUAGAGGGGGUGGAAGUGAUGGGUGAGUUGGGCAAUGUAGCUUUUGCAGUGGCAAUGUUGCUUGGUCUGGUCUACUCACUAAACCUGAGCUACCCUCCAGAACUCAGGUACACCUUUGAGGUUCUGCAGAAGAUUCUUAUGGAGUUGGAUGCACACAAACUAUCCAACAAAGUACAGGUUCUCAAAACUCUUCUUUCUCGUUGAGAAAUGUUGCCAAUACAACAGCUACACCAUGUAUCUGGAACAUGAACCAGAAAGAACUGCAGACAGAUGAUACCAUGCAUUUUUUAUUCAUUUUGAGAUAUACAAAAUUGGUGAUAUUUGUUUUUUUGAAAGUGCAUCUCUUUGACCUUCAAAAUCACUUGAUUCAGCCGUUCAUUGUGGUUAAAAAAUGGUUUGAACAGGUUAAGUUGCCACCAUGUCCACUACUUUUUUGUUUUUCUGUGAUAUAACUUGCAUUACAUGUAUUCUUCACACGUUAUAUGAAAUUUGCUAUAAAUCCAAUAAAUUGGAGAAAACAAAAAGAUCUGUAUGACAAUUUUUUUUUAUUUAAGUUUUAGAUAUUGUAAUAGUGCAAUGCAUGUUAUCCAGACUCUAGACUUUGUUAAAUACUCCAAAAAAAUUUCUCUUUAAAUGAACUUAAAAUAAUCAUGGAAAGAAUUUCCACAUUAUUAAAUGGCUUUCUAUUAGCAUUAAACACUUGUGUUGGAUUAACAUAAUUUGUAUGAGUUGGUUCAACUCAGUUAACUUAAGUUGGAACCAAAUUCAGUACAUUAGUUGGAGAAAACCUACUGAAUUGAGUUGGAACAAAACCCUUAAAGUUGGAUCAACACUAUUAUCUUAUAUUGGAUUCAAAUGCAGUAAAUACGUUGAUUCAUCAAUCAUUAAUUAAGUUGGUCCAACUUGAGUACAUUAAGUUGGAAUUACAGAAUUGCAUAAUGCUAAAAUAAAGCAAUUCAAUCACGUGGAAAUUCUUUCCAUGAUUUUUUUAUGUUCAUUUAAAGA
Molecule: messenger RNA, 2670 nt
Organism: Oreochromis niloticus (Nile tilapia)
Lineage: Eukaryota; Metazoa; Chordata; Actinopteri; Cichliformes; Cichlidae
Product: sterile alpha motif domain-containing protein 3-like
Exons: 5
Coding region: 277-1869 (530 amino acids)
Source: RefSeq, a predicted model, not a curated record